AUGCAGCCACCUUUGGGACCAGAUCUCGAGGGCUGCCUGCAGAGAAAGCAGACAGAGUGUGUGACGAGCAGGGAGUUUCUGUCGUCCCUGAGGUUGUCUCGUCAGGGUGACUGCCCUCCGCCUCAGCGAGCCACCGGCUUCGCUGCAGCCUGCGUGGAGAGCUGCUCGUCGGACCAGCAUUGUCCCUCCUCCAGGAAAUGCUGCGCUAAUGGCUGUGGACAUACAUGCCAAGCCCCCGCCAAUCUAUAUAAAGGUGUUCCUCUGAAGCCUCGCAGAGAGAUGAGCUUUGUGGAGGACACUGAGGGUCGUGUGAAGGUGGUCUGGGUGUCAAAGUUUAAUGUCAGUGUGGAGCCCAUCAUUUACAUGCUCCAGUCCCGCUGGAACAUCGGGAUUCAUCCCAGUGAAGACCACGCCUCACCGUGGACCACUAUUGCCAUGACGCUCUCUGAAGAUGUGGUCCUGUCAGAUUUGAGACCGCAGCGCUGGUACCAGUUCAGAGUCGCUGCCAUCAACAGCCACGGCAGCCGAGGCUUCACCACACCCAGCAGACACCACAUCUCCAGUAAAGACCCCUCACCUCCAGAACCUCCAAUAAAUAUCAGAGUGAGCAACCAGACUGUGGACGGGGUGGCUUCACAUCCAGGGACCCAGCUCACAGCAAGGUCGAAGGGAAGUGGGGUCGCGGUGGCCGUCUUAAUAAGCUGGGAGCCUCCCAGAGAGGGAGACCUUCCAGUCCACAACUACAGAGUCACCUGGACGCCUCGACACACACAGACAGCGCACAAACACACACACAAACUGCAUGCAGACACGCACACGGUGCACAAUAACAUGCACACGCGUCCUACACACCAACACACACCAGAGGAGGAUAAAAAGGAGAGCAACACCAGAGUGACUCAGGGGGCCCAGUGUGAGAUGUGGCUGCAGGGUCUGCUGCCGGCUGCCUCCUACAUCCUGUCUGUGCAGACGGUGGCCUACUGGGGUCAAAAGAGGCUGAAAAGUCCCAGAGUUCAAAUUGACUUUACAACAAUAUCUCAUACAGGCGAACACUUCUCCAAUGAGCUCCCCUCCUCCUCCUCCUCCUCCUCUUCAUCAUCUCUUCCCUCCUCUCCUUCCCUCUCCUCCUCCGACCUCCCUGACUCCUCCUCCCUUCCUCACCCUGAUUCCCCUCCUAACCCUGCAACCCCUGGUAACCUGCGCCUGGAGGUCGCUGCGCCUCACUACCAUGACGACCAGCUGCAGGUCAAGGUGUACUGGAAGUGGCCUUUCCACGGCAGACAGAAACACCCAGGUCCUUACAUUCUGCGGUGGCAUCCACAUACCUGCAGCACUAACACGACAGACACAGAGAGAACAACAACUGUGCAGGGCACCCAUCACACCAUCACAGGGCUGUUGUUUUCCUGUAAGUACCAGAUCAGCGUAGCAAUACAUUCUGACCCGGACUCUGAUGCUGUUGCCUGGGUUACGACCCCGACUUGCUCCUCCAUACGAGUCAGAGGAGGCAAAGCUUUGCCAUGCAACACUGAGAGUAAGAAGCGCCCCCCGUCAGGCAGGAAAGUGUUGCUGCGGCCAGAACGUCUCACAGCAGAUUUUCAGCACGUCAACGGCUCCCUGCACAUGACGCUGCGCUGGAGGAUGUCCCAGAAUCCACUGGACCAGCUCGCUGUCGAGGGGUUCCAGUUCACCUGGACUUUGCAAUCGGGGGUUACCACGGCAACAGAAGGGCAGGAAGACACACUAAUCUCCCAGACGCAGACAAUCGCACCGUCUCAGCGGUCCGUGUCAGUUCCUGCUCUACAGGCUGACAGCGUUUACCAUCUGCAGCUCCAAGUGCUAACAGCAGGGGGCAACAAGGGCGCCACAGUCUCCAAAACCAUACAUACUCCAGCCAUCAACGCCACACUUUAACUGGUAAUAAUGAUGUCACAGACCAACUAAUCAUGGAACAUU
Messenger RNA from Labrus bergylta (ballan wrasse), 1956 nucleotides. The record is from RefSeq and is a predicted model, not a curated record. NCBI's taxonomy places the organism in Eukaryota, Metazoa, Chordata, Actinopteri, Labriformes, Labridae.